This is a messenger RNA of Gorilla gorilla gorilla (western lowland gorilla), 11623 nucleotides long. It is a transcript of the gene BAHCC1, whose product is annotated as BAH domain and coiled-coil containing 1. The record is from RefSeq and is a predicted model, not a curated record. Lineage: Eukaryota; Metazoa; Chordata; Mammalia; Primates; Hominidae. The transcript has 29 exons. Bases 1166 to 9088 code for a protein of 2640 amino acids. Gene Ontology annotation, molecular function: chromatin binding.
CCAGAGGGAAGGGAGCCCCAAACGCCUUUGUAUGUAGUUGCCAGACAAAGAGAACUCUUUGUGUAGACCCAUUUAUUUACAAUGCAAAAGCUUUCCGAAUAAAUAUUAAAAAAGGUUAUCAGCUGAGCAAAUAUGUAUUCACUUAAUACAUUAUGUUUUCGGUUAUAGAUUAAAUCAGACACAAAAUAGUCUGCAAAUAAGACGUUUUAGAACCCGGACCAUAAAAUAUCGCAAUUUAAAAAGGUAUUCAGUAGAUGGAAAACAUCUUAAUCGCUUUGUUGUCAUGGUGGAAUGGCUACAAAAACACAAGGUUUUCUGCGAAGUUCCUAAUUAGGAAUAUCAAGUCUAUCCAUCUCCCUUUUGUUGGAGGUGAUAAACAUUAAAACAAUACGUAUUUAGAAGAUGAGGAGUAAUAAGUGAAGUGCGUCCAGGGAGCGCCUUCGGAGGGACGCCUGGGAGCACGGUGGUGCACGCAGCUUCUAUCACUGGCUCCGACCCUUCGCACCCAGAGUCUGAAAUUGUCCCCAAUUUCGCCUGAGUGGAUGCUCCGCGUUGGGAGGGGGUGGAAGAAAAUGGAGGUGAGGGUUAUUUUAGGUGGCCGGAGGUCCGGGCAGGGUCUGCUGGCAGAAGGUUGUGCUGGGCCGGGCCCACCUUCCCCGGCUAGAGGGCCGAGCUGGGCGCCGCAGACCCCGCGUACCCAGGCCGCCCGGCCAUGCAGAGACCGGUCUCUGCUCGCGGUCCCCGGCAGGCGCUGAAGGAAGAAAUCCCAGGGCCGAUUUGGGCCGUUGAGAGAGAGCAUUCUGACUCUGAAAGCAUCCCCCCCACACACCCCCAAGCCCCCAAUCCGCAGAGGAAGAUCCUGGGCGAAUUUGAUUGGGGGGCGGGGUGAUUGUUACAGCCUCAACAGGAAGCUCCCGGCUCCGGGACAGCAGGCCGGGCACUGCGGCGUGGCGGCCCAGACCAUGGACCCGCACAGCGGCCGCUGGCUCGGUGCGCGGCCGCCCGCCGAGAAGCCCAGUCCUCCCGCGUGCUGACCGGCCCCGCCGCCACCACCGCCUGUGACCCCGGACGCCGCCGCCUCUGCGCCGCCCGCGCGCCGAGCCGCCCCCGGGCCCCGGCCGCGCUGCUCCGAGGAAGCGGCGGCGGACCGGGGCCGGGGCCCGGCAUGGAUGGCCGCGACUUUGCGCCGCCGCCGCAUCUGCUGUCGGAGCGCGGGAGCCUGGGCCACCGCAGCGCCGCUGCCGCCGCGCGUCUCGCCCCGGCUGGGCCCGCCGCGCAGCCCCCCGCACACUUCCAGCCGGGAAAGUACUUCCCGUCGCCGUUGCCCAUGGCUUCGCACACAGCCAGCAGCCGCCUGAUGGGAAGUUCUCCGGCCUCCUCGUUCAUGGGCAGUUUCCUCACCAGCAGCCUGGGCUCGGCAGCCUCCACGCACCCCAGCGGCCCCAGCUCCUCCCCCCCUGAGCAGGCCUACCGUGGCUCCCACCCCGCCACCUCCCAGAUCUGGUUCUCCCACUCCCACGAAGCUCCGGGGUACCCCAGAUUUUCGGGGAGUCUGGCAUCCACCUUCCUACCCGUGAGCCACUUGGAUCACCAUGGAAACAGCAACGUUCUCUAUGGGCAGCACCGUUUCUAUGGAACCCAAAAAGAUAACUUCUACCUGCGCAACCUGCCGCCCCAGCCCACGCUGCUGCCGGCCAACCACAACUUCCCCAGCGUGGCCCGGGCUGCCCCUGCCCACCCCAUGGGCUCCUGCAGCCGGGAUCGAGACCGGGGUGAGGCUAGCUCCCUGCAGAAGGGCCCCAAGGACUUCGACCGCUUCCUCGUGGGCAAAGAGCUGGGCAGAGAGAAGGCAGGCAAGGCCGCUGAGGGCAAGGAGCGGCCGGCGGCAGAGGAGGACGGUGGCAAGGAGCGGCACAAGCUGGUGCUGCCCGUGCCAGCUGACGGGCACUGCAGGGAGGGCGGCCCCGCACCCCGAGGGGCCUGCGAGGGCCGCCCCAAGCACCUCACCUCCUGCCUCCUCAACACCAAGGUGCUCAACGGCGAGAUGGGCAGGGCUGCGCUAGCCAGCUGUGCAGGGGGCAUGCUGGGGCGGCCUGGCGCGGGGGUGGUGACCUCCGGGCGCUGUGCAAAGGAGGCAGCAGGCCCCCCGGAGCCCGGGCCGGCCUUCAGCGAGUGCCUGGAGCGGCGGCAGAUGCUACACCACACCGCAUCCUACGCCGGGCCGCCCCCGCCCCUCAGCACAGCUGCCAGCUCCUUCCCCUGCCUGCAGCUGCACGGGGGCCCUGACGGGCUCUGCCCGCUGCAGGACAAAGCCCCCCGGGACCUAAAGGCCAGCGGGCCCACCUUCGUGCCUUCUGUGGGACACCUGGCCAACAAGGGCCGCCCCUUCCAGGCCGCCGAGGCCUGUGCCGUGGCAGGGGAGGGCAAGGACCGGCACCUGGAGGGAACCAUGGCCCCCGACCACGCUGCACCCUAUGGAGUCUCCUAUGCCCAACUGAAGGCCGAGGGCAAGGGCGAGCGGCGGCCUGGGGGCUUUGAGGCGGCCCUCAACCCCCGGCUAAAGGGCCUCGACUAUCUCAGCAGCGCAGGCCCCGAGGCCUCCUUCCCCGGACUCCCUAAAAGCGGUCUGGACAAAAGCGGCUACUUCGAGUUGCCCACCUCUUCACAGGACUGUGCCCGGCCCGGUCACCAGGACCCGCUGGGCGGGAAGGCCCCCCAGGCCUGCUGCACUUUAGAUAAGACUGUUGGCAAGGAAGCCCCGGCCGGCCCCCCAGGGGCACAGAAGGUGGCCCGCAUCAGGCACCAGCAGCACUUGAUGGCCGCCGAGGUGGAGCAGGGGGGCAUUGGGGCUGAGGCCAAGCGCAAGUCCCUGGAGCUGGCAUCCCUGGGCUACAGUGGGCCCCACCUGCCCCCAUGGGGUGUCCAGGCAGGCCAGGGCACCGCCAUGGCCAUCAGCGAGGAGCGCAAGGCUGGCGCCUACCUGGACCCCUUUGGCAGCGGCCUGCAGCAGGCGGCCCUUCUGCCCCAGGAACUGCCUGCGCCGCCGGACGAGGUCUCAGCCAUGAAGAACCUGCUCAAGUACAGCAGCCAGGCCCUGGUGGUGGGCCAGAAAGCACCCUUGGUGGGCCUGGGUGGCCUCAAGGCCAGCUGCAUCCAGCAGGAAGCAAAGUUCCUGUCCUCUAAGGGCCCAGGCCAGUCGGAGAGGCCGGACUGUGCCCGCAGCAGGGAGCACGACACCACGCACGGCGACGGGGAGGUGCGGCAGCCCCCUGUGGGCAUUGCAGUGGCCUUGGCCCGGCAGAAGGACACGGCGAGCCGGUCUGAGGCAGCCUACGGCACCAACACUGCGCGGCAGGGCCGGGCCGCCCCUGCCUUCAAAGGUGGCGGUGGGCCCCGUUCCACACACACGCUGGACCUGGAGGCUGAGGAGGAGAGGACGCGGCUAUGUGAUGACCGCCUGGGGCUUGCCAGCCGCGAGCUGCUGCUGCAGGACAGCAAAGACCGCGUAGAGUUCGCCCGGAUCCACCCACCGAGCAGCUGCCCUGGGGACCUGGCCCCCCACCUCAUGAUGCAGAGCGGCCAGCUGGGCGGGGACCCAGCCCCCCACACCCACCCCCAUCCCCCCUGGCUGCCCCGCACCCGCAGCCCCUCCCUGUGGAUGGGGGGGCACUCCUACGGCCUGGGGCACCCUGCCCUGCACCAGAACCUGCCCCCCGGCUUCCCCGCCUCUGUGGCUGGCCCCGUGCCCUCUGUCUUCCCCCUCCCACAGGACGCCCCCACGCAGCUGGUCAUCCUGCCCUCAGAGCCCACACCCCACAGCGCCCCCCACGCACUUGCGGAUGUCAUGGACCAGGCCUCACUGUGGCCCCCCAUGUACGGGGGCCGGGGCCCCGCCUCUCACAUGCAGCACCCGGGCCAGCUCCCUGUGUACUCGAGGCCGCAGCUCCUCCGGCAGCAGGAGCUCUAUGCUUUGCAGCAGCAGAGGGCCGCCCAGUUCCAGCGGAAGCCCGAAGACCAGCACCUGGAUCUAGAGGAGCCCGCCCAGGAGAAGGCCCCAAAGUCCACCCACAAGCCAGUUGCCUUAACCCCCACGGCCCCGGGCGCCCCCUCACCCGCUGCAGGCCCCACCAAGCUGCCACCUUGCUGCCACCCACCUGACCCAAAGCCCCCCGCCAGCUGCCCCACCCCACCACUUCGGCCCAGCGCCCCGUGCACUUUAAAUAUCUGCCCUGCCAGCAGCCCCGGGCCUGGCUCCCGGGUGCGCAGCGCCGAGGAUAAGAAUGGGGAGGGUCAGCAGUCCACGGCCGACAUCAUCACAUCCGAACCAGUGGCACGUGCUCACUCUGUUGCCCAGGCUGGUCUCGAAUUCCUGGCCUCAAAUGAUCCACCCACCUCAGCCUCCCAAAGUUUUGGGAUUACAGACCUGCCUCCCGGAUACCUGCGCCCCGUGGCUGGCCUGGGCUUCUCCCUACCCUCAGACGUGCACUCUUCUAACCUCGAGGACCCUGAAACUAUGCAAACCGCCGCCCUGGGGGCCCAGCCUGAGCCCACAAGGACAUUCCUGCCUGGGGAGCCGCCUCCCUGCAGCCCCAGGAGCCUGGAGGAGCCCGGGCUGCUCUCAGGGGCCAGGGAGGCCACCCAGGACCUUGCCGCCACCCCUUACCCUGCCGAGCGGGGACCCCAGGGGAAGGCAGCGGACCCCAGCCCACUUGAGGGGCUACAAGAACUGCAAUGUGGGGCCCUCCUCGAGGCAGGGGGCCCCGAGGCCACCGGCCAGGCUCAUUCUACUCAGGGAGGGGCACGAGAAGAGAGGAGCAGGGAGGAGGGAGAGCAGGGGCCCUCGUCAGGGGCCUCCCCCCAAGUCCUGGAGCAGCGAGCAGGGAGUCUGGGUGCCCUUGAGGACGAGGGGGAGCAGCCGGCCCCUGAGGAGGACGAGCUGGAGGAAGACGAGCUGGGGCAGCAGAGCAUGGAGGACUCAGAGGAGGACUGUGGCGGAGCUCCCAACAACAGCCACCCACCCAGGGCGCUACCAGGCCUGGAUGCCUUGGUGGCCGCCACCAUCAACCUGGGGGACCUGCCCAGCGACAGCCCACCGGACCCUCAGCCCCCAGCGGCCUCUGGGCCCCCCAGCACAGUCCCCCUGCCCCAUAGCUCAGGGAUUCAUGGGAUCGCUCUGCUCAGCGAGCUGGCUGACCUGGCAAUCCAGCGGCAGAGGAGUGAGAGGGUUGUGCCAGAGGAGGAAGAGGACGUGCUAGCCUUCAACCUGCAGCACCUGGCCACGCUGGCCACAGCCUGGUCCCUGGUGGAGGCCGCUGGCCUGGACAGCUCCACUGCCCCAGCGCAGCCGCCCACGGCCAACCCCUGCAGCGGCCCCAGGCUCACCCCCCGCAUGCAGAUCCUGCAGCGCAAGGACACCUGGACCCCCAAGACCAAGCCUGUGUGCCCCCUGAAGGCCGCCAUCGACCGGCUGGACACGCAGGAGGUGGGGAUGCGCGUGCAGCUGGCGGAGCUGCAGCGGCGGUACAAGGAGAAGCAGCGGGAGCUGGCCCGCCUGCAGCGCAGGCACGACCAUGAGAGAGACGAGAGCUCACGGAGCCCUGCACGGCGGGGGCCUGGCCGGCCGAGGAAGCGCAAACACUCAAGCUCGCUGCCUGCCCCACGUCCCACGGGGCCGCUCCCCAGGAGCGAUGGCAAGAAAGUCAAGGCGGUGCGGACAAGCCUGGGUCUGCUGUGCGCGGAGCUGCGAGGAGGCAGUGGGGGCGAGCCUGCGAAGAAGCGAAGCAAGCUGGAGAGGAGCGUCUAUGCGGGCCUGCAGACCGCCUCCGUGGAGAAGGUGCAGUGUAAGAAGAGCAGCUGUCAGGGCGGGCUGGCGCCCUCCGUGGCCCACAGGGUGGCCCAGCUGAAACCCAAGGUCAAGAGCAAAGGGCUGCCCACAGGCCUCAGCUCUUUCCAGCAGAAGGAGGCUACCCCCGGGGGGCGCAUCCGGGAGAAGCUGUCCCGAGCCAAGAGUGCCAAGGUGUCUGGGGCCACACGGCACCCACAGCCCAAGGGCCACGGCAGCCGGGAGACACCCAGGUGCCCAGCCCAGCCCUCCGUGGCUGCGUCCCAGGAGGCAGGCAAUGGCUAUGACAGUGAGGACUGCGAGGGUCUCCUGGGGACAGAGGCACCACCCAGGGAAGCAGGGCUGCUGCUGCACGCCGGGGCCAGUGUGGCCGUGCUGGGGCCCUCACCCUCCUCUGUGGUCAAGAUGGAGGCCAACCAGAAGGCCAAGAAGAAGAAGGAGAGGCAGGGGUUGCUAGGGGCGUGCCGCCUGUCUAGCCCUGAGAGUGAGGUCAAGAUCAAGAGGCGGUCGGUGAAGGCCAAGGUGGGCACCACCCUGGAGCGGGCCCCAGGGCAAAGGCCCCCAGGUGCGCUGGGCAAGAAGAAAGCCAAGGGCAAGGCCAAGGGCAGCCUGCGGGCAGAGCCGGGGGCCACCCCCAGCAGGGACGCCCUCUUCAGCCCCUCUCGGGCCUUCGCCUGCCGUGAGGAGGGCAGCCAGCUGGCCAGUGAGCGCCUCAAGAGGGCCACGCGCAAGGGCACGGUGCUGCAGCCAGUGCUGCGGCGGAAGAACGGGGCCCUGUCCAUCACAUUGGCCACACGCAACGCCAAGGCCAUCCUGGGGAAGGGCCGGAAGCUGAGCAAGGUGAAGCACAAGGCCGGCAAGCAGGGCAAGGGCCGGGCCGUGAGCCGCCUGCUGGAAAGCUUCGCCGUGGAGGAAGACUUUGAGUUCGACAACAACAGCAGCUUCUCGGAAGAGGAGGAGGACGAGGAGGAAGAGGAGGAGGACAGCGGCCCCCUGAGCGCAGAGCAGAGCGCCGCCCUGGCGCGCUCGUGUGCCAUCCACAAGGAGGACCUGCGGGACGGGCUGCCCGUGCUCAUCCCCAAGGAGGAUAGCCUGCUGUACGCGGGCAGCGUCAGGACCCUGCAGCCACCCGACAUCUAUAGCAUCGUCAUCGAGGGCGAGAGGGGCAACCGGCAGAGGAUCUACUCACUGGAGCAGCUGCUGCAGGAAGCGGUUCUCGAUGUGCGGCCACAGUCCAGCCGGUACCUCCCGCCCGGCACGCGGGUCUGCGCCUACUGGAGUCAGAAGUCUCGAUGUCUGUACCCGGGCAACGUGGUCCGGGGGGCCUCCGGUGACGCAGAUGAGGACCUGGACUCAGUAGUGGUGGAAUUUGACGAUGGGGAUACCGGCCACAUCGCCGUCUCCAACGUCAGGCUGCUGCCCCCUGACUUCAAGAUCCAGUGCACAGAGCCCUCUCCAGCCCUGCUAGUGUCUAGCAGCUACCGGAGGACCAAGAAGCCAUCCAGUGAGGCACCCCCGCCUAGUGAAGCCGCCACCCCCAGCCUGUCCCCCAAAGCACAGGACGGCCCCGAAGCUUUGAAGACACCUGGGAAAAAAUCCAUUAGCAAAGACAAAGCUGGUAAAGCCGAACUCCUAACCUCAGGUGCCAAAUCCCCCACGGGGGCCUCCGACCACUUCCUGGGCCGCCGUGGCAGCCCCUUGCUGAGCUGGUCCGCGGUGGCGCAGACCAAGCGGAAGGCGGUGGCAGCGGCCAGCAAGGGGCCGGGGGUGCUGCAGAACCUCUUCCAGCUCAACGGCAGCAGCAAGAAGCUGCGGGCCCGCGAGGCCCUGUUCCCCGUGCACAGCGUGGCCACGCCCAUAUUUGGCAACGGCUUCCGCGCCGACUCCUUCAGCAGCCUGGCCAGCUCCUACGCGCCCUUCGUCGGGGGGACCGGGCCGGGCCUCCCCGGGGGAGCCCACAAGCUGCUGCGGGCCAAGAAGGCCGAGAGGGUGGAGGCCGAGAAGGGUGGGCGGCGGCGGGCGGGCGGUGAGUUCCUGGUCAAGCUGGACCACGAGGGUGUGACCUCCCCCAAGAACAAGACCUGCAAGGCGUUGCUCAUGGGGGACAAGGACUUCAGCCCCAAGCUCGGGCGGCCCCUGCCCAGCCCCAGCUAUGUGCACCCGGCCCUUGUGGGCAAGGACAAGAAGGGGCGGGCACCCAUCCCCCCGCUGCCCAUGGGGCUGGCGCUGCGCAAGUACGCGGGCCAGGCAGAGUUCCCGCUGCCCUACGACAGCGACUGCCACAGCUCCUUCUCGGACGAGGACGAGGACGGGCCGGGGCUGGCGGCCGGCGUGCCCUCCCGCUUCCUCGCCCGCCUGUCCGUGUCCUCCUCCUCCUCCGGCUCGUCCACCUCCUCCUCCUCAGGCUCCGUGUCCACCUCCAGCCUCUGCUCCUCCGACAACGAGGACUCGUCCUACAGCUCAGACGACGAGGACCCGGCUCUGCUGCUGCAGACCUGCCUCACCCACCCCGUGCCCACCCUCCUGGCCCAGCCCGAGGCCCUGCGCUCCAAGGGCAGUGGCCCUCACGCGCAUGCCCAGCGCUGCUUCCUGUCCAGGGCCACGGUGGCUGGCACCGGUGCGGGCUCAGGCCCCAGCAGCAGCAGCAGCAAAUCCAAGCUCAAGCGCAAAGAGGCCCUGAGCUUCUCCAAAGCCAAAGAGCUCUCCCGGAGGCAGCGGCCGCCCUCCGUGGAAAACCGGCCAAAGAUCUCAGCCUUCCUGCCCGCCCGGCAGCUCUGGAAGUGGUCGGGGAAUCCCACCCAGCGGCGUGGCAUGAAGGGGAAGGCCCGGAAGCUGUUCUACAAGGCCAUCGUGCGGGGCGAGGAGACCCUGCGUGUCGGGGACUGUGCCGUCUUCCUGUCAGCUGGGCGGCCCAACCUCCCCUACAUCGGCCGCAUCGAGAGCAUGUGGGAGUCGUGGGGCAGCAACAUGGUGGUCAAGGUCAAGUGGUUCUACCACCCCGAGGAGACCAAGCUGGGCAAGAGGCAGUGCGACGGCAAGAAUGCGCUGUACCAGUCCUGCCACGAGGAUGAGAACGACGUGCAGACCAUCUCCCACAAGUGCCAGGUUGUGGCGCGCGAGCAGUACGAGCAGAUGGCCCGGAGCCGCAAGUGCCAGGACCGGCAGGACCUCUACUACCUGGCGGGCACCUACGACCCCACCACCGGGCGCCUGGUGACAGCCGAUGGCGUGCCCAUCCUAUGCUGAGCCGCCCACCGCAGAUGCCUCCCACCUGCGCCAGGGACCCUGUGUGUGGAGCCUGGCGUCGGCCAAGCCACCGGGCAGGAGGCAGCCCCGGCCUCCCAAGGGCGAGUCUGAGCAAAUAUGCAAAAGCCCACAGGGCAAGACCCAGGCAUUCUUACGGUUUUCCCUGGAAAGAGCGCUCCAGGUGUCGGAAUCCAGUCCCGUCCCAUCCUCUGGGAGGGUCGGGCUGCGGCCCUCAUGGGUCCCCGGCCUGCCCCACCCACAGCGCCCUCCGUUUCCCGCACCGGCAGUUCACGGGAGAUUUGAAUCCAAGCCAUAUUCCCUAGUACCUCCGACUGUCUCCCACCAGGGAAAGCAGAAAUCAGGUGUGUUGUCUAUUUAUUUCUCUAUGUAAAUAUUGUAUUUCUGCGGGGAAGUUUUAUGGAAAAAAGUAGAAAAGGGUUUUUCCCCAUCCGCGUGACAAGGUGUGUGUGAGCGUGUAUGUGUGUGCGCGUGUGUGGCGAUUUUUGUCCUGGGGUUUCCUUUGGAAAUGCACUGUUCUCCUCAGCCCAGCUGGGUUCCAACGGGGGCACCUGGGACGACAGAGGCAGCUCGGGGCAGGGGGCAGAGGCCACGGGAGGGUCAGGUGGGACCCUUGGCGGCACCCUCUGAUCUCUUGGGGGGGACGACCGUGUAAGAUGAAAGUCGGUCACGUUUAUUUGCUUUCAGUGCAUCUCCUAGAAAAGGUGUUGGAGCAGGGGGUGGUGAUGAGGGGCCCGUGGGGAAAGGAUUCAAGAGGCAAAGCCCAGACCAGGGAGUGACAACAGCCGUGAGCAUCUCAGCUGUGUUCAAAACAAGACAAAGAUGAACAAAUGUUUUAAAGUAUUGAUAAGAAAAAGCAAUGUUUGGAUUGUAUCUCCUGAAUCAUAUUCCAACUUAUAUCUGAUUUCUGUUUCCGGGGCCAGUUGGUCUGAGGCCAAGGAGUCUGGCCUCCACCCAGAGCAGGGAGGGGCUGGCCCCUCGCCCCCCUCACCCUCGCCGCCCUGGCACACUCGGGAAGCAGGGCCCAGCUCUGAGCCCCUCCUCACCCCUGGGGUCCUAACUUUCCUGAAAGUAGUAGGUGCCGUGAGAAGGGGCAGUAUGGCCAGGUUUCUGAACUGAGCAGGGCUCGGGGCCUAUGAGGGCAGGUUCACAGUCCCGCCAGAUUCUCUCCUCACCCCCGAGCAGAGUGCAUGCAAAAGACACCCCUUUUCCCACCCACCUUAUUGGUGCCCCCAAACCCCUGGCCUGCUGGGUAGAUGGUGGUGAGGCCAGGCCAGCAGUGCUGUGGCCAGGGGAGAAGAAAAUAAAAUGCAGGCCCUGCCCCACGGCCCACCCCAAGCAGGGGAAGGCCCCUUCCUGGGCCCCCUUUUCCACCAGCCAAAUCUGCCUGGCCCUCGGACCCCUCUGCCUGCCCCAACCCCUUUGGAGGUUUCUCGGCCUUUUCUGUGCCACUGGGUGGGGCAGAUGGCCUGAUGGGCUAGUGCUUGGGGCAUAGAAUGAGGGUCCCCCUGACCACCUGAGCCCAAAUCCUGGCCCCAGGUGCAAUUAGCACCCCUCGAGGGCUCUGCCCCAGUAUCCCCGGAGAAUUCACACCCCUCCCCUUCUCCCACAGCCAAGGACAGACAGGGCUGCCUGGACCUGAGCCCAACAGCCUUCAGCCUCAGAAACGCAUGGGGGGCCACACACUCCUUAUGUCCUCCCACACUAAGGUUCCCCUGGCCCCACGGGAGCUUCAGGAAAGCCCCCCAAGUUAGCCACUGCUCUAGGACGAGCUCUGUGUCCCUCACACCACAGGCCUCGAAGCAGGGUGCUGGCGGGUGCCCUGCACCCCAAUCCCAGGUCCCCUUGGCCCCCUAUUUUUCUCGGGCCCAUUGGGGCCUGUUUCUCACCUGCUGGCUGGACCCCCUGAAGGGCCGUUCCCAGAGGCUCCCCAGGAAGCUCAAGGCUGGGGGCUUAUGUUGUGGUCGGGGGUCCCCGCCUCCAGCCCCCCGCUCCCACCCCCGAGCCUACCCUUUGUCUCGCAUGAGUGCAAUAUUUCAUUCCCGGUGGUUGUCUGGGGAGGUGGUUGGACGAGGUCCUGCUUGAGGCUCGGGGAUCAGAACGAUGUCAAGUGAAGAAAAAUGCACGGGGGCAAUGCUGAGCCACUGGAGUUCCAGAGAGGGCGGAGGAGGGUGCAGCCACGGAGGUUGGAUCCUCUGCUCCGCCGCCUCGUCCUCGUCCCGCUUCUGCUGGGUUCCGCUUUGUCCCUGGUUUUUUCCUUUUCUUUCUUUCUGUGUGCGUGUGAAUGGUGUGGCCCCUCCCCUCUCACCGUGGUUAACGUGGCGAAGGCACGAUUCCUGUAAAUGUGUAAACUAAGGGGAUGGUUGGAUUUUUUUUUCAAUGUAAACACUAAAAACAAAAUGGACAUAAAAACACACAAAGGUUUUAUGAGCAGCAGACUCUAUGUAAAGGCAUUUUAGUAUCAAAUUUUUUAUUGAUAACUUGCUUAAGAAUAAAUAUAUGGACUAUUGUACAGGU